This is a messenger RNA of Cucurbita pepo subsp. pepo (vegetable marrow), 3140 nucleotides long. NCBI's taxonomy places the organism in Eukaryota, Viridiplantae, Streptophyta, Magnoliopsida, Cucurbitales, Cucurbitaceae. The record is from RefSeq and is a predicted model, not a curated record.
CGGGUGACUGCUGCAGCGACCCGCGCUCGCACGAUUCCCUGUUCCGACAGCGGCAAUAGCUUAAAACGAACCUCGAAUCGCUUCGAGUUCUUGUCCCAUGCGCCGAUUGAUCUCGGAUCUGAAAAACCGCGAUUCGACGGCUUCAGUUCGUGCCCCACUCGCCUCUUUGUUUCAACUUCUUCGCUCUCCAAGAGAUUCUCUAUAUGCCAUCGCACUUCGGGUAUCUAAACCUAUUGGCCAUUGAUUGAGGGUAUAUAAUUUCAGUUAAGCUAUGCUUAGAACUAUACAUUUUUACUUCGUGUCAUAUUCAUUCAUGGAUCUAUAUGUUCAUACAUUAUAAUUAUAACAGUUUACUGAUUAAGUUAGAUUAGAUGAUGAUACAUUACUCUCUGACUGCUAACAUAUGCCCUACCAUUUGAUUCAUUCGCUAUCCUCUUCUGGCUUUCAUAUUUUGUGAUAUUUUAUAUUAAUCAGUUAGAUUGGAAGCCACCCCAUGUCAUUAAUCAUUGUGGAUAGCAAAUAUAGAACUUUAGUUUUCAAAAGAUAGCUAAAUAUAGGAUGCGUGGUUGAUGAAAAGCACAGAUUCGUUAAAAGUAGAGCAUAAAAGAGAUCACCUGCAACAAAAUUCCCAAUAGAGGUUUUCAUUUUCCAUUUCCCCCAAACUCAUGUCAUUUUCAAAUCAAAAUCCAAACUGCCCCCUGAAAUAUUGACAGAAGCAAUCCAAAUUUGGUUCGAGACUGACAUCCAAGAGGAAACCAAGAGAAAAAGAAAGGGUUAUGUGUGUUAUGAAUCCAUGAUUGAUCAUUGAAGCAUGGAGAGGAAUGGGCAAGACCACUUGUUUUUAUCAAAAAUACCCAAUUGAUGCCAAUUCACUGCCCCCCAUGUGCUGCACACUUCCCGCUUGGAUCGGCAAGAAAUAAGAGACCGACCGAUCUGCAGGGUGCAGGGUGCAGGGUGCAGGCGCAGGCCAGUCAAACCCUCGGAAUUUGACUACUGCGAGUUCAGAGAAAUGGAGGCCGGAAGUGAUUGAUUGUGAAAGAUUGAAGAUUUCCUUGCAAUACCGAUGGGGCGUUAAAGGGCGCAAAGAGAGAGAAGUGUAGCGUGAUUGGUGCGUGUAUCUCACUUGCGUAUAUUCAAGCAGUCCCAGUUAAGUCCAAUACAAGGCAGCGACCCCAGCCCUGGAGUCAAAUUCUAGUCUCCUCUUCAAAACCCAACAGGCAUUCUCUCUCUAAAACCUCUUAUAACCAAAGGGGGCUUUCUAUAAUUUCGCCACGUUCUGAGAAUACCCAGAUUGGUUUCUUAAUCCCUCCCCCUUCUUCUGUAACUGCUGAAGAACAACUCUGCUUUUGGGGCCUUCAAUUCUGCCCCUCAUCUCCCCACUUUCCCUUGUCCUCGCUUUGUGGCUCUAGAUUUGCGUUUCUUUCUUCUUUUUUCGUUUUCUUUUGCAGUUUCUUAGAAAUCGGAUCCCCUCUUGAAUGUGGUAGAGGAAAAGGGGUAUUGAUUGUUGUUGAAAUGGAUGAUAAUGGAGGCUGUUUGGACGAGGAGAUUGUGGAUGAAGGCACAUUCGUUGACAUUGGAAAUCGAAGCCCAGCAGAGGAUGAUUAUGUGGAUACGUUACUUGCGAAGGAGACAAGUUUUGGGUUUGGGAAAGAUAAAUCUUUGGUGUUUGGGAACUGGGUCAAAUGUGCCCGUUUGGAAGCAAUUGCAUGGAUUCUCAAAACCAGAAAUGUGUUUGGAUUCAGUUACCAGACGGCUUAUCUUUCGGUGAUAUACUUCGAUCGGUACCUUUCGCGGAGGGCCAUUACUAACGAGAAGGUGUGGGCGAUUAGGCUAUUGGCAGUGGCUUGUCUGUCGUUGGCGGCGAAGAUGGAAGAAUUGAAGGCUCCAGCGCUGUCACAAUUUGCAGUGGAUGAUUUCAUCUUUGAAAGUAAGGUAAUCCAAAGAAUGGAGCUUUUGGUGUUGAACACAUUGGAAUGGAAGAUGGGUUCAACCACUCCUUUCUCCUUCAUUCCUCAUUUCAUAUCUAAAUUAACCAUUGAAUCCCCACCAAGCUGUAAGGUUUCUGAGAUCCUCGAACUCAUCUGGGUUAUGAUUAGAGAAAGAAGUACAGAGAACCAUCGGCCUUCUGUAGUAGCAGCCGCCGCAGCCAUUUUAGCAGCAAUGGCUGACAGAUUACUAACAAGGAAGGCCUUGGAGUUGAAGAUGAAAUCCAUUUCGCAAUGUAGAUAUCUUGAAGUAGAAGAGGUGGUUUUGUGUUACAAUCUGAUGCAAGAGCUCAGAUUGGAAAAAUGUAGAGAAGGAGCAGAGUGUUUGAAAUCACCAACCCAAAUGAAAUCCAUGGAUUGUUCAGAGAAUUCUUCAGUAACAUCAGCGAUUGCCUUGAAAAGAAAACAGCUAAACUUCAUAAACUUCGAUGAAAAGUGUGGUGUGGCUGAUGGAAAGCGGCCCCGGUAGAGGGGAAAAAGAUGAUAAUUUGGGGUUUUAUGACACAGUAAUUGCUUGAAUUGUUGGUUAACUAAUGAAGCUUUCUCAGUAUACAACCAAUGAUGAAAGAACAGAGAAACUAAAAGGAAAAUGGCAGAUGUAUUGGGGCUGCACCUGCACGAAAAAAUAGCAGAAGUGAAAGGUGAAGAAGAAAUAAGGGAAGGAGGACCAGGAAGGCAUUAGGGGGAGGAGGAGGGCUUGAAAGAAAGCUGCUGCUUAUAGGGGACAUCUAUCCUCUUACUCACUUGAUGAUGUUCACUCUCUCUUUUGUUAAUUGAUUAUUUGUUUUUGUAUUGCUUUUAAAGAUUAUGGGGUUUUUUUAGCUGUGUCUGGGAAGCCCUGAGGAUGCUUUCUUGGGUUCUUUGAAAAGGGUGUAAGAAAGUUAAGAAGUGAAAGAGGGUGUGGGGGUGGGGGAAGUGUUGGAAAGGAGGUGAGGAGUGAUGGACAAGCUCUGUUUACUGUGAUUUGAUGCCUCUUUGCUUGGUUUUAGCCUUCAAAAAUGUUUGUUUUUAGGUGGGGCCAAGCUCUUUUCCCUGUACUAAAAGAGAAGAGAAAGAUUUAGAGGCUAAACCUGGCUGGUUUUUUUCCAAGACCCUUUUAUAUUUUUGUGUGUAAUAUGAUUAAUAAAACUUGAAUGAUACUGUGGUCUGUGGAGU